UGUGUUAUGAAGGAUGAGCCUUCAUCUCAGAGACCCAAAGAGAGAGAGAGAGAGAGCGAUAAAAGCUCCCAAUUUGGAUCUUCACGCAAACUCCUGAGGAUAUUGUUCUCCGUCUCUGCUUUUCGCUAUUUUAGAUCUGAAGAUUCUUCCAUGAAAAUUUAAAUAACAAAACUUUUGGGGGGUUCCAAUUUCCAAAUUCAGGUUCUGGGUUUGGUGUUCGAUCUGUGAUUCUUCCUCAAGAUUUUCCCCAUUUGGUGGAAAAAAGUAAAAAUAUUACAAGAAUAUAUAUUAUAUAUAGUCAUGUCUAAUAGAAGAGAGAGCUUGUGAACCUAGCAAGUGAGAAACUCCUAAUGGGGUCCCGCACACGAGCAAAUAAUUCUUCUUCUUCAUCUUCAUCUUCAUCAUCUUCGUCUUCUUCACAACCUAAUGACAUAUCUGUAUCAGGGCUCCAUGAAAGGCACCAACAGGAUCUAGAAAAUUUGACUUUAACAACGCAGCCCUUCAAAACAUUGAAGUUUUUUGUUUUGGCUGUAGCUUUGUAUAUUAAGCGCUCAAUACUAUAUAUAUUGGCAAAAGGUGGCUGGCUUAUGCUAAUAAGUACCGCAUUUUUGGCCCUUGGAAUUCUUCUUUUGACCAUUGAUGGCCCUCAUGAGAAGCAUGUUGAAGAGCUUAUGAAGUAUUUUCAUUUUGGAUUAUGGUGGAUGGCCCUUGGAGUAGCCUCUUCAAUUGGUCUGGGAUCUGGUUUGCACACUUUUGUCCUAUAUCUGGGUCCUCAUAUUGCGUUCUUCACUCUAAAAGCAAUGCAAUGUGGCCGGGUUGAUUUGAAAAGUGCUCCAUAUGAUACAAUACAGCUGAAAAGAGGUCCUUCAUGGCUUGACAAAGACUGCUCUGAGUUUGGGCCCCCAUUGUUUCAGUUAGUGCAUGGUUUGCGGGUUCCACUUAGCAGCAUAUUACCACAAGUCCAGAUCGAAGCCGUUUUAUGGGGUGUUGGGACUGCAAUUGGGGAGCUUCCCCCAUACUUUAUUUCGAGGGCAGCAAGCUUAUCGGGUGACAAAUUGGAUGCGAUGGGAGAAUUGGAUGACUCAAGUGAGGGUAGCGGCUUCAUAUCUACCCACCUAAAUCAAAUCAAGCGCUGGUUUCUGUCACACGCACAACAUUUGAACUUUUUCACAAUCUUGGUGCUUGCUUCGGUGCCAAAUCCCCUUUUUGACCUUGCUGGAAUUAUGUGUGGACAAUUUGGUAUUCCGUUUUGGAAAUUUUUUCUUGCAACAUUGUUUGGGAAGGCUAUUAUUAAAACCCAUAUACAGACAGUUUUCAUCAUCUCAGUUUGCAACAAUCAACUUCUAGACUGGAUAGAGAAUGAAUUGAUUUGGAUUCUCAGUUUCAUACCUGGUUUCGCUUCUGUGCUCCCCGACCUUGUUGCCAAACUAAAUGCGAUGAAAGAAAAGUAUCUCACAGCCUCUACUCCUGUGCCCUCAAACAUUAAGGUGAAAAAAUGGGAUUUCUCAUUUGCUUCGUUAUGGAACACCAUUGUGUGGCUCAUGCUUAUGAACUUCUUUGUCAAGAUUGUGAAUGCGACUGCACAAAGGUAUCUGAAAAAACAGCAGGACAAGGAGAUAGCUGCAUUGACAAAAAAAUCUUAGGGAAUCAACACAUUCAGAUGAAGUCUGGCCAUGUUCCUCGACGAUGGCAACCUUCAUUUAUAUAAAUAUUUCCAUAUGUUACUACAAGUAGAUGAAACAGAAAUUCCUAACGGCAGAUUAUAAUCUUUCUAAAGCCGUCAUUGAUCUGGCUCCAAAAUUACCAGGGGUCCUUGUUAGAAGUUUGUAUAGGUUCAGGAAUACAGUGAAGUGAACAGGAAAAAAAAAUUGCCAGUUCAUCCUGCGUUAUUAAGCAUUAUUUUGGGUAGAUUUUUACCCAUUGUCAACUAUUGCUGAAAAAUUUGGAAAAUUGGAAUCUAGAUAUUCUUUACAAUGCACGACGAGGUUUACUUAUUUAUUUUUA
Messenger RNA from Ziziphus jujuba (common jujube), 2004 nucleotides. Its product is annotated as vacuole membrane protein KMS1. The record is from RefSeq and is a predicted model, not a curated record. Bases 351 to 1643 code for a protein of 430 amino acids. The transcript has 8 exons. Lineage: Eukaryota; Viridiplantae; Streptophyta; Magnoliopsida; Rosales; Rhamnaceae.